Somion occarium is the source of this 3667-nucleotide messenger RNA. The record is from the annotation of a GenBank genome assembly. Lineage: Eukaryota; Fungi; Basidiomycota; Agaricomycetes; Polyporales; Cerrenaceae.
AGAGGAUACUGGUUUUCGACAGUUGACCACUUACCUGCUCGCGACCCCCAGAUAUCCUCCUCAUCUUCGCAUUCUUCACGACAUCGCUCACGUUCCUUAACGCUUGUCACCCAGCCUGCGGGCUUUUCUCUGUUCUGCACCCUUUCUUGCUGUCGAAUACAUUCAAGAGCCAGGCUUAACCAACCACUUUGACAGAUUCAACUACUACUUUCCCUCUCGUCCUUAGCAUAACAACUUUGGCACACCCACCGUGACUUUUCUCAACAUGUCUUCUUACUCUGAUCUCCCCACCUCCCCUCAAUCCCCCAGCGGGAUGUCCACGCGACGUCUCACGAACCGGAAUACCAAUCGCUACAGUGUCACCGCACUGUUUAGCAUGGCCGCGGAACAGGAUGUCGAGGUUGAGGAUGAGCUUGGCCGAGGCAGGUGUUCCGCUAACCUGCUUGUAUGCAGUUAUUCAAGUGUUCUAUCACACAGCGCAAAAGCGGUUGAGAGAUCUCAAGUCCAAGAUUUCGGCACAGUCAAAGCGGAACUUCGUCCUAGAACGUGAUGUUCGUUUUCUUGACUCCCGAAUAGGUCUUCUGAUUCAAAAUCGUAUGGCUCUUGACGAGCAAAACGAAGUGGAGAAACAUCUAGAAGACGUCGACGCUACGGAAGGUCACUUCCCGGAUGACCGCAAGAUGCAGCAGUAUUCAAACCUAUUCUUCCUCCUCCAAUCCGAGCCACGACACAUUGCAUCCCUCUGCCGCCUUGUCAGUCUGUCCGAAAUCGAUACCCUUUUGCAAACCGUCAUGUUCACGCUUUACGGAAACCAAUACGAGAGCCGAGAAGAACAUCUGCUGUUGACGAUGUUCCAAUCCGUACUCUCAUCGCAGUUUGAGACUGCUACUGAGUUCGGAUCUCUGCUCCGUGCCAACACGCCCGUUUCGCGCAUGAUGACGACCUAUACUAGACGUGGGCCCGGUCAAAGCUAUCUGAAGAGCGUGCUGGCUGAGCGCAUCAACAGCUUGAUCGAACACAAGGAUCUGAAUUUGGAGAUCAACCCCGUGAAGGUCUACGAACAGAUGAUCAUUCAGAUUGAGGAAGAGACUGGUUCGCUUCCGCCUAAUCUCCCGCGAGGUGUACCGCCAGAGGUCGCAGCUGCGAAUCCAGAUGUACAAGCCAUCAUCGCACCCCGUUUGACUAUGCUCAUGGAGAUCGCCAACAGCUUUUUGCUCACUAUCAUCGACAGUAUGGAGAGUGUACCUUAUGGUAUUCGCUGGAUAUGCAAACAAAUUCGAAGUCUUACACGACGAAAAUACCCGGAAGCCACUGACUACGCAAUAUGCUCCCUGAUUGGUGGUUUCUUUUUCCUUCGGUUCAUCAACCCAGCGAUCGUUACUCCUCAGGCCUACAUGCUUGUGGAUGGCGUUCCAGCGAAGUUCCCUCGACGGACAUUAACUCUCAUUGCCAAAAUGUUGCAGAACCUGGCAAACAAGCCUUCAUAUGCCAAGGAAGCGUAUAUGAUCACUUUGAACCCCUUCGUAGAGAAUAAUAAGGCACGGAUCAACCAGUUCCUGAAUAACCUCUGUGAGGUUGGGGACUUCUAUGAUACUCUUGAGAUGGAUCAAUACAUGGCUCUGUCAAAGAAGGAUCUCGUGAUCCACAUCACUUUGAACGAGCUGUACAACACGCAUUCCUUGAUUCUGCAGCAUGUAGAGACACUGUCACCGAAUGACAAGCAACAUCUGCGCAUCCUUACGGACGAACUUGGUGCAGCACCUCCUCAGGUUCCUCGUAAGGAGAACCGCACGGUCGAGCUCCAACUCUACAGUCGAUGGGAGACACCUAUCCAAGAUAUCCAAAGCGCUCUUAUGGAUUCCGUGUCUUCCAGCGAUAUGCUUUACAUGGAGACUAAGUCUAUCUUUGUCCAGCUCAUUCGUAGUCUGCCACAGGUUGCGGACAAACGCCCAUAUAACCUCCAAGCAAUUGCCGAACGUGCUGCAACGACCAAAGACGCAACUCUAGUACGCAAGGGCAUCAAAGUCAAGGAGAUGCUCAGAGAACUCGAAGAGCAGAAAAUCAUUGAUCGGUCGGAUGGCUACCAGCUGAUGCAAGAUGAAGUUGCUGCUGAACUCGUUCACCUGGGUAACUUGCGCGAGAAGGUCAUUGCCGAGACCAAGUCCCUUGACGCCGUUUACAAGACCAUUUGCGAUCACAAUAAUUACCUCAGGGGACAGCUCGAACAAUACAAGGCUUACCUACAGAAUGUUCGUCUGACAGCAUCGAAGGAUAAGGGUGCCACCACAGGCGUGGGCGUUGUCACUGUUGGUGGGAAGGAGAAGAAGCCGAUGAAGCCUGUUGUGCUUGGGCCGUAUAGGUUCACUCAUGCACAGUUGGAGAAGGAGGGGAUCAUCGUUGAGAGCAAUGUCCCGGACAAUAGGUAUGUGCUCUCGCCUGCCCUGGCGAAGAGUACACCAUUCAUUAACGUUCGUGAUUGUAGGCGGCCGAAUAUUUACUUCAAUAUUACUUCCCCUACACCGGGUACAUUCAUCAUUGCGCUGCAUUACAAGGGCCGGGAGAAGGCUAUCCUGGAGAUGGACUUGAAUAUCGACGAUCUUCUGGAGAAGCAAAAGGAUAACAAGCACCUUCUCGACCUGGAGUAUGUGCAGCUGAACGUACCAAAGGUACUGGGCCUCCUCAACAAGGUGUUCACGAAACGAUGAAUUUAGAGCUUUCGGUAUUCUCUCUGUCUGGAUGUUCGUCUACAUUAUUUUUCUACGAGCUUUUCACGAUCCCACACUCCUACAUUCCUUUUCGUCUAUUCUCUUCCUGUUUUCCUCUCCAUCUAUUCUUUUCUUUUUUCUGAGUUACCCAGGUUUCAUUAUAUGUUGGCGUUGGCCCCCGUUUCUUUAUUCUUUCCAGUAUUACCCACGAUGAUUAUCCCCCUCACUCUCUCCACCUGUGAUACAUAUCCGCGCUUUUCGAAAUGGUCGGCUUGUAUUGGUCCUUUUUCUCCCGUCUACUCUCUAAUUUUCUUUCGUCUAGUUCUAAUGAGGAUGUAUUAUUUCCUGUAUGCAUGGCUCUCGGAAAGAAAACACUCUUGUUGUGUUGGAUCCAUCAAUGCAUGCGUACAUUUCAUGCAGUAUAAGGGUAAUAUUAAUCAAUUCACGGACGAAUGCAGACCAGCUUCCAUUGAUGCUAUCCGUACUGUUACGCGAGUCGUGACCGCAAAUAUUAUCUACGCCAUAAUUUACUACCCUCUAACUUUUCUGCUGCUGCUGCGAGCGCCGACGCUCUUCCCAUUCCGUCAACCAAGAGGGCUUAUUUCCUUGUCUGUGCUUCGCAAUCUCCGCUACAGGAUCCGUCCCUUGCUUAGUGAUGAGGGUGGCCUGCAGCGUUCCUGGCGACUUGGAAGUAGUAAUCUCAAUCUUGGAAGAGGGCGAUUUCGUAUCCGAUGCUUCAGGUGCCUUCGCAUCUGCACUAGAAUCGGGAGUUGCCUGCAGUUCUGCUUUGCCUGGACGCUCGUUCUGUGAUUCACUAGUUGAGUCGGGACUAGGCAGCUUGUCUUGACCGGCUGUUUCGCGAUCCUUUGAUUCGGCAGGUCCGUCGCUUGCAGAAGUUUUCAUACCGGCUUCAGAAAGUACGCCAGCCAUGUUCUAAGCAAAUGGUAUGCAAACAAAGUGGU